AUGAACGAGAAACUACGGUCGAUACCUCAGAUCAACAAAAGCGGCAAGUUUCAAGUGGUGUUUGAUGGUGACGAGAUGAAGAUUUCGCACAAAGACUCCAAGAAAGUAAUGGCGAUGGCCGAUGUUGUGGAUGGCCUCUACUGGCUUCGUACAUCCCAAAGAUCCGUGAGCGCGGCUUCAGGACCAAGAGUCGGAAAACUUCAUGCGCGUAUGGGCCACGCACCGGUUGAUGUCUUGUGCAGGAUGGUCUCCAAGGGCAUGAUCAAGGACGUCGAGAUACCAACAAAAUUGAGCGGAUCAAGCGUUUAUCGCGGUUGUCAAGAAGGAAAGAUGGUUCAACGACCGUUCCCAAGCAAUCCAAACAAGCGCCAGUAUGACCCGUUUGAGCUCCUGCACAUCGACACUUGUGGACCGAUGGAAGUCGACUCGCUGGGCGGAAGCCGAUACUCACUUCUGAUCGUCGAUGAAGGCAGCGGAUGCAUGAAGGGUUUCAGUCUGCGCGCCAAAUCCGACAGAGAAGAGUGCAUCAAGAAGUACAUCAUGGCAUUACAGAGGCAGUUUAACUUCAAGGUCAAGUUCGUUCGACACGAUGGUGCACACAAAUUUGCGGCGAAUUCGCUCAAGGCAUUUUACGAUGAUCAAGGAAUCGAGCAGCAGGUUACCGUUCCGUAUGCGCAUCAGAUCAACGGCACGGCGGAGCGGGCAAUUCGGACCAUUGUGACGAUCGGCCGCAGCAUCCUUCACUACGCCAAGCUGGACGAGUGUUUUUGGGCUGAAGCAUCAAUGACGGCGAUCUACAUCAAGAAUCGUCUACCAUCGCUUAAGUACCAAGAUCAAACCCCGUUCGAGAUCGUCAACGAAUUUUCGACCAAGUGUGAAGCACAUGCGGAUUUUCGGCUGCCGAACGUUUGUGCUGACCCCUGA
Peronospora matthiolae is the source of this 924-nucleotide messenger RNA. The record is from the annotation of a GenBank genome assembly. Lineage: Eukaryota; Oomycota; Peronosporomycetes; Peronosporales; Peronosporaceae.